This is a messenger RNA of Acanthoscelides obtectus, 351 nucleotides long. Lineage: Eukaryota; Metazoa; Arthropoda; Insecta; Coleoptera; Chrysomelidae. The record is from the annotation of a GenBank genome assembly.
GCGACAAUUUAUUGAAAAAAAACUUAGAGAACUCUAAAGCGCAUGCUACGUACAUAAGUAGCCGCAUCCAAAAUGAAAUUAUGGAAUGUCAAAUUCUUGCUCAACCAAUCGAGCAUUCAUUAAAACCAAUAAACUUAUACUCAAAACUAUGUGUGGGCAUUGGUACUGAUACAUGUAACCUAAUGUUAGGUGAACAAAAGGGCGCUGAAAUGGAAUUGCAAAAAUGUUUGCCAAAUGCUCUAAAAACCCCAUGCGCAAAUCAUGCGUUGAAUCUUUCGAUUUCAAAAAGUAGCAGUGCCUAAGCAGUAAGAAAUACUGUAGGUAUAAGAAGUAAUUGCGUCAUUCAAAGAA